Solanum tuberosum (potato) is the source of this 1262-nucleotide messenger RNA. RefSeq lists its product as uncharacterized. The record is from RefSeq and is a predicted model, not a curated record. The transcript has 6 exons. NCBI's taxonomy places the organism in Eukaryota, Viridiplantae, Streptophyta, Magnoliopsida, Solanales, Solanaceae. The coding region runs from base 1 to 1077 and encodes 358 amino acids.
AUGGGCGAAGAAGAGGAAAAGCAAUCCGCUGGCAGUUGUGGAAACUCGAAAACAAAGAGGAUUCGGAGUGAAACCGGCGGUAUUGAUUGGAUUAGUCUGCUGCCUGACUCUGUUAUCGUUCAAAUUCUCUCUACUGACCUUAACAGUAGAUUGAGAGAAAUAGAGAAAAUCCCGUUUUUGCUUCUGGAAAUUUUCUACUCAGGCAGUCCGCUUCAGACAGAGUUUGCCGCUUCGUUAACCGUUGGAUCGUGCUCAAAUUUGAACUGGGAGUUCUCAGCAUUUGGUUCUUGCAAUUCAACGGUGGAGAUCGGAUUUGAAGAUGCAUGCAAAACAUCUAUUCUCUCUAAGGGUUGGCAGUACCUAUGGACUUACAUCAACAAUCUGAAUUUUGACAGCAGGGAUGGUUUAAAACCUCGAAACUCAACAGUAGCUCGAAAGCCAACAGAUCUUAAUUUCCAUAAUCACACUUGGGGUGUUACAAAUGAUCUAAUUGACAUCAAAGAUAUUUUAGCAGACGUACGUUGUGCUAGUGAACUAACGGUCCCUUCCUGGUUUAUCGAGGUGAUUUCCAAGUUGAUGUUGGAAAAUGCAGACUUGCCGUUGCCGUUGCUGGAGUGCAAACGGUUGACAAUAAAUUCGUUUAUUACAAAAUGUUCCUUCCUCGGUAUAGGCAACCUGUUAAACUCAACUCCGUAUCUGGAGAAUUUGACAUUACUACCUGAACAGGAUUUUCUAGCUGUUAGGAUUAUCCACAAUGAUAUCAACUUCUUGGGUGAUGACAUUGACUCCUUUCAAGGAGACUUAAUCAAAGGUUCCUUAGAGAAACUAAAGAAUUCAAAGGUUAUUUUAGCGUUUUGUGGUGAUGAUAUCUUCAAAGAUGACACAACAGGGCUCGCUCAAUUAUUGAAGUCUUUGCUUGAGCAUGCAAUAAAUAUGGUGAAACUGGUUAUAAACCUAUCUCACUGGAGAAGAUGCAACACCUGUUCAGCUAGGAUCUCAAAAAUUAUAGAGAAUUUGUUAGGUUUUCCAGAAGAUUCUAAGUGUGCAUUUGUUAUCAAUCCCUUCUGUGAAGAUUAAAGCCGUCUAUAUUGGCCUUGUUUGUCCUCCAAAUUAUUUUGUUGAAUUAUAUUUGAAACUGGUGUUUAGAAAGCCACAUAUUUGGAUGUGAGUGUAUUUAUGUUUUAGCUUGUUUGUAAUUACUUGGUCAAUCCUGAAUUGGCUGACUUUCAAUUCUGAUCAAAAGUACAAAAAUGCUCAUCUUG